Molecule: messenger RNA, 782 nt
Organism: Daphnia pulex (common water flea)
Lineage: Eukaryota; Metazoa; Arthropoda; Branchiopoda; Diplostraca; Daphniidae
Product: histone H2A
Exons: 3
Coding region: 367-747 (126 amino acids)
Cellular component (GO): nucleosome
Molecular function (GO): structural constituent of chromatin; DNA binding; protein heterodimerization activity
Source: RefSeq, a predicted model, not a curated record
GGGAGGAUUAUUGAUUAUUAAAACAAAUAAUUAGGGAUUUGGAAUGUGGUUGUGAAUUUAAAUGAAGUGUUAGGAUUGAAAGAUAAGUGCUGAGGACCGCAAGGAUAAACCGACUGCCUGAUUUUGUUUGCAAACCAGAAGCCAAUUCUUUCGACCCGAGGACCAAUCGGGUAGCCCCAGUUUGACAGAUGUUCCAAUUGUUCCGUGUUCCAGCGCAGAAGGAGGAGGAGCUUCUGGUAGUAAACACAAUCUUCCUUGUGUUACAGGAAAUAAUGGCGGGAAUAUGUUUUACAGCUGCCCUUCCGAUUGGUUUAAAAUGAUCUCACUCCGAUCCUGGAACCGCGUUCACUAACUCUACACCUUAACAUGUCUGGCCGUGGCAAAGGAGGCAAAGUCAAGGGAAAGUCAAAGACCCGUUCCAGCAGGGCCGGACUUCAAUUCCCCGUCGGUCGUAUCCACCGAAUGCUCCGCAAGGGAUCGUACGCUGAGCGCGUCGGUGCCGGUGCUCCCGUCUACUUGGCUGCCGUCAUGGAGUACUUGGCCGCUGAGGUCCUCGAGUUGGCCGGUAACGCCGCCCGUGACAACAAGAAGACCCGCAUCAUCCCUCGUCACUUGCAAUUGGCCAUCCGCAACGACGAAGAGUUAAACAAACUUCUCUCCGGUGUCACCAUCGCUCAGGGUGGUGUCUUGCCCAACAUCCAGGCCGUUCUCUUGCCCAAGAAGACCGACAAACCCGCCAAGGCUUAAACUUCUCCCGUCCUUAAAUAAACGGCCCUUUUCAG